This is a messenger RNA of Closterium sp. NIES-65, 495 nucleotides long. Lineage: Eukaryota; Viridiplantae; Streptophyta; Zygnematophyceae; Desmidiales; Closteriaceae. The record is from the annotation of a GenBank genome assembly.
AUGGGCGCCUAUCUCUAUGGGCGCCUAUCUCUAUGGGCGCCUAUCUCUAUGGGCGCCUAUCUCUAUGGGCGCCUAUCUCUAGGGGCGCCUAUCUCUAGGGGCGCCUAUCUCUAUGGGCGCCUAUCUCUAUGGGCGCCUAUCUCUAGGGGCGCCUAUCUCUAUGGGCGCCUAUCUCUAGGGCGCCUAUCUCUAGGGGCGCCUAUCUCUAGGGCGCCUAUCUCUAUGGGCGCCUAUCUCUAUGGGCGCCUCUCUCUAGGGGCGCCUAUCUCUAGAGGGCCUAUCUCUAUGGGCGCCUAUCUCUAUGGGCGCCUAUCUCUAUGGGCGCCUAUCUCUAGGGGCGCCUAUCUCUAUGGGCGCCUAUCUCUAUGGGCGCCUAUCUCUAUGGGCGCCUAUCUCUAUGGGCGCCUAUCUCUAGGGGCGCCUAUCUCUAGGGGCGCCUAUCUCUAUAGGCGCCUAUCUCUAUGGGCGCCUCUCUUUAGGGGCGCCUAUCUCUAG